This is a messenger RNA of Rhineura floridana, 2681 nucleotides long. RefSeq names its product SH2 domain containing 5 (gene SH2D5). Gene Ontology annotation, cellular component: postsynaptic density. Lineage: Eukaryota; Metazoa; Chordata; Lepidosauria; Squamata; Rhineuridae. The transcript has 10 exons. The record is from RefSeq and is a predicted model, not a curated record. The coding region runs from base 305 to 1633 and encodes 442 amino acids.
GCGGGGCCGUCGCGGCUUCGCGCAGCAGGCAGGGCGCUGGGGACGGGGCGCUGCGAGCUCCACGACCUCCACCCCCGAUCUCCGCAGCCGGGAGGCGUGGCCUAGCCUUCCUGGCAGCGGAUUGGCCGGCCGGGAUUUUGGGGUCUGUUGCGGCGGCGGCGCACGCAUGGGAGCCCCGGGGGGGGCGCGGCUGUGCGGGAGACGGGCGUGACGCCGGGAAGAUGCUGCUGAGAGUGGAGCGGCUCGGCGCGGCGGAGAAGCAUCGCCUCUGCGGGUACCAGCAGCAGCAGCAGCAGGAGGCGCCAUGAGGAAGCAGCACGCCGCGAACGAGAGGGGGACGGAGCCGGCCGCUUUGCACCCGCAGCAGCAGCAGCAGCGAGGCGCCGGCAGCGGCAGGGUCAUCGCCAAGCUGGCCCAGUAUGUGGGCUCCUUUAUCGUUAAAGACAUGGAACUUCAGCAGCAAGUUCAGGUGAUCCAUCAGCAGCUUCAGCACCUGAAGGACUGUCCUAGACGGCGAUCUGUCGUCCUCAAGUUUUGCCUGCAGGGUCUGAAGAUGUACAGCGCGGAGGGGGAGGCUCUCCUCAUGGCCCAUGCCCUGAAGCGCGUCCUGUGCAGCACUUGGAGGCCCACCGACUGCCAGUUUGCCUUUGUGGCCCGCAACCCCCGCAGCCCCCGCAGCAGCCUCUUCUGCCACUUGUUUGUGGGCAGCCAGCCCAGCGAGGUCCAGAUGCUGCACUUCCUGCUCUGCCGCUCCUUCCAGCUCUGCUACCUCCUGACGCACCCCGAGGACCAAGACUGGCCCCCCAGCGGCUCCACUCAGCAGGAGCCUGGAAGAACGCUUGGAGCCUCUCUGGAUAACCAGGCAACCUGGGAGUCCCUGAAUCCAGAGGAGGUUUCCCAAAAUGUCAACGCGCUGGUGUCAUUCAGGAGGCUUCCAUGUCCUGCUGACUUCGGCCCCUCCCUCAGUGUGAGAGAGAGGCUGGAUUUGGAGGAAAGGAGCAGCCUGGCUAGCUCUCGCCCUGGGAAUCCAUACUGCUCCCCAAUUCUGGUGCGCAAGAAAGCCAUCCGCAGCAAGAUCCUUCGCUCCGGAGCCUAUCGGGGCUGCACCUUUGAGGCUCAGUUGCAGCAAUGUGCCCAGGAAAUGUUUCACACCAGCUGUGAUAGCAAAGGCAGCAGAGGCAGCCUGGUUUACUUGCCGGACAAUGACAGCAGUUUGAUGGAGAACGUAUGGUCCUUUGCAGGCAUUGACAGGGAUGCUGGGAUGGCGCUGCUCAGGAAUGAUGUGAUUGGAGCCUUCCUCCUCUGGGCUGAGCCAGGGUCCGUCAAUCAGUGGUGUCUUACCGUGAGGACACGGUGCGGAAUCAUUCCUUACCAGAUCUACAGGAGCCAGCUUGGGAAGUAUUCUGUUGAGCAUUUGAAUGUGGAGUUUCCCAGUAUGGAAGCCCUGUUGGAUCAUUACUCUGGGAUCCAAGGUGGGCUGUUCUGCUCCCUGGCUGCAGGCCGGAUCAACCACUGUUAUGAGGAGCAAGACUGCAUGGCAGAGGAUGCUUGGAGGGAAGAGCGAAGUCGCCGGCAGUCAUCAUGGCUGCAUGGUACCACUAAAUCUCUGGCUGUGCAGCAGGAAUUGGGCUAAGAAUUCUUUGUUUAGUUUUCCUGCUGUCACAUAGACUUGUGCUAACUUUUUUUGUGGUGUCCAAGCUAUGUUGCACUUUCUCACUUUGGCUAGCUUUCUCGUACUGAUAGGGUAGGGAUUAGCCUCCAUGACAUGGGUCCAACCCCCCCUCCCCCAGUAGAAUAUCAAUGUGAACAGCACUUUUCUAGCCAAAGGGCCCAUUGUGUUGACACCUCUGGCCAACCAACCCCUUUUCCUUGUUAUAGUCAUUCAGGGAUAGAUUUCUCUUCAGCAGUUGAUACCUAAGGCUCCAGUCCUAUACACAUUUAUCAGCCCAUAAGCCCCAUUGAAUUCAGUGGGGCUUACGUCUGAGUAGAUGUGCCUGGGACUUCACUGUCUGUCCCAAUCCCACUAGUGGAAGGCCGUAGCUCAGCAGUAGUGCGCCUGCAUUGUAUGCAGAAGGCCCCAGGCUCAAUCACCAAUGGCAUUUCUAGGUAGAGUUAGGAGAAACCCCGGCCCAAAGCCCUGGCAAGUUGCUGCCAGUCAGUGUAGACAACACUGAGCUAGAUGGACCAACAGUCUCAAUUCUGUUUAAGGCAGCUUCUUCGGUUCCUGUUGUAGUACCUGCAAUGGGGCAUCUUUUGCUGAUAAAACUCCAAAAGAGGCUUUGAGGCUUCAAUUAGAGUGUUGUUUCCUCAGAUUAUUUUUCCUGUUAUGAAUGUUUUCUUUUUAAAAAAAUGUAUUUUUAAAUUUGAGCUUGGGAAGAAAUGAAAUAUGAUGCAAACUACACUGGGAUGUAGUUGUUUUUUAAACGUCCUCAAGAUGAUGUAUUUCUUGCAGUAGGUGUUUCCCUUAAAUCAACAUCCUCUUUAUUUCCACUAAUACUGCUGGUUUAUUGUUUCCUUAUGAGGGUUUUAAGUACCUGCUGCUGUGAGAUUAUUUUGAAAUAGAUCUUUAAAAAAAUGUUAUGUGAGCAUGCAUAUAGACAAAUAAUAUAUAUGAACGGUGAAAAUACAUAACUUAUUUUUAAAUAUGUUUAUAGAUAGAUGUCCUGCAAAAUAUAUUUGUU